This is a messenger RNA of Daldinia childiae, 1554 nucleotides long. Its product is annotated as 3-hydroxyphenylacetate 6-hydroxylase. NCBI's taxonomy places the organism in Eukaryota, Fungi, Ascomycota, Sordariomycetes, Xylariales, Hypoxylaceae. Gene Ontology annotation, molecular function: monooxygenase activity; iron ion binding; heme binding. The record is from RefSeq and is a predicted model, not a curated record. The coding region runs from base 1 to 1554 and encodes 517 amino acids. The transcript has 3 exons.
AUGGAAUCGCUCAUCAUCCUUUUCCAAAAGACAUUGGUCGAGCAUACAUUGAGGUCCCUUGCCAUUGGGAGUCUUCUCGCAGUACUGCUUUACCUCGUUGGAAAUGAAAUCCUACGCAGUCAGUCGCGAAUUUCUGGAUUGAAAGGGCCAAGAGGUCUCCCAAUUUUUGGGAAUCUAAUCGACAUAUGGUCUAAUGCGGCAUUAAAGUAUCAGGAAUGGGCCAAAGAGUAUGGCGAUGUCUAUCAGGUCCAAUUGGGGAAUACCAGCGUUGUUGUUGUCAAUAGUGCUGCUACGGCGAAGGAAUUGUUCAUAUCUAAUUCUCAAGCGUUAAGUUCUCGGCCGAUAGGUUAUACAUUUCAUAAGGUAGCUUCCAGUACUGCUGGUUUCACAAUUGGCUCAUCGCCUUACGACGAUAGUUUGAAGCGAAAGAAGAAGGCAGCGGCGGUAGCCUUGAAUCGUCCUGCUAUCAAAACAUACGUCCCGUACCUUGAUCUAGAAACGAGGACAUUUCUUCGAGAUCUCCUCAGCUAUGGAAAAGCUGGGAAAGUUGCGGUCGAUCCACUUCCCUUAGUUCAACGCGUGAGCCUCUCACUGAUGACAACAAUCAACUGGGGCGUUCGAAUUACUUCUAUUGAAGAUGAAUUAUUCAAAGAGAUAGUGUCCGUCGAAGAGGGACUCAACAAGACCAGAUCAACCGUUGGUAAUACUCAGGAUCACAUUCCUUUUCUACGCCUUAACCCCUUAAAUCAGAAUUCUGCGAAUGCUCGACAAUUACGCCAGCGCCGAGACCGAUAUCUUUCCAUACUAAACAAGGACCUUGCGGAGAAAGUAGCAAAAGGCACUAACAAACCGUGCAUCCAGGCGAGCGUAAUUAAGUAUAAGGAGGUUCAGCUCAGUGACACCGAACUGGUGGCUUUCAGCUUGUCUGUGCUGGGAGGAGGUUUCGAGACCGUGUCAACUACUGUGCAAUGGUCGAUUGCUUACUUUGCGCUACAUCCGGAGAUCCAAGACAAGGCCUAUGCAGAAAUCCAGCAGUUUCAGGGGUCUAAUGAGCCAUUGUGUGAUGCUGCCGACGAUCAGAAAUGUGCUUAUGUACUAGCACUAGUAAAAGAAGCUCUUCGAUACUUCUCUGUCAUUCCGCUAGCCUUACCAAGAGCAUCUAUCAGGGAUGUUCAAUACAAUGGCAUCGUAAUACCAUCUGGGAGCACUGUAUACAUGAAUGCAUGGGCCUGUAAUCAUGACCCCGAACUAUGGUCUGACCCCGACAGUUUUCUGCCAGAACGAUGGUUAGAGAAACCGGAAGCCCCUUUAUUUACAUUCGGCCUGGGAUACCGUAUGUGCGCAGCGCAUAUCCUUGCUACCCGUGAGGUGUAUAUCAUCUUUAUGAGGCUAUUGAGUAGCUUUCGCUUCGUGGCCUCGGGUGAUAUACAAUGCGAUCCUAGCAUCGAUAUGGUCAAUCCAAAAGAUUUAAUUAUGGUUCCCAAGCCAUAUCGUGUACUCUGUGUGCCUAGGGAUGAAGAAAAGCUUAGGGCAGCAUUGGAUACGUCUGAAUAA